Molecule: messenger RNA, 815 nt
Organism: Musa acuminata AAA Group (dessert banana)
Lineage: Eukaryota; Viridiplantae; Streptophyta; Magnoliopsida; Zingiberales; Musaceae
Exons: 1
Coding region: 195-647 (150 amino acids)
Source: RefSeq, a predicted model, not a curated record
CUCCCCAGGAAGGAAGCCCAUCUCACCUCCCUUGUGCCGAUCCCCUUUUUCCUCCGCCAUCUUCCACCGAUCAUCUCCUGCAACCAAACCCGGAGCAUCCGAAGGGAGGAGGACGACGACGAACGCUGCCUUGAGAACGAGGAGCGAUGCACGUGUGAUCAGAGUGCACUCACGGCAGCCUUCGCCUAGCACCGAUGAUGCCGCCCGACGAUGGAAGAGCCCGUAACGCCUGCAUAUGGUUCGUCUCCUGUUUCUUCUUCCUCAUCCUUCUCGUCGGGGGGUCGCUCCUCGUGGUCUACAUCGUCCUGCCGGAAUCACAAGACACGUUCUGGUUCCCCAUCGCCGGCUUCGUCCUCGUCGGCAUCCCUUGGCUCUUCUGGAUCACCACCUGCAUCUACCGAUCCGUCAUGGCUCCCAAGUACGACAUCGAGAGGCCGCCCGUGAGGGCUGCCGCCGUCGCCCCGGCCGCUGCUGGUGCGGCCGCAGCCAGUGAUUCGCCUGUCAAUUCUCCCAGCGGCGGAGGCGGCGCCGCCGAUGCUACGCCAGGCGCGGCGCCAAGGGGACGAGACGUAGAUGGCGACGCGCGCGAUGACUCCUCUCUCAAUUCCCACGAGAGCGAGGAGCCGCUGGCUUCCUCCAUGUCUUGAGCUCGAUGGAGGUGGCCGCGCCGCUGCACCAGUUUUGCGAGCAAGAAGUUAGUCCCUUAGCGCAUGUAUCUGUUGUUGCCUGAUGCGGUGAAAUCUCCAUGAGACGAGGUAACGAUACACUGCAGAAUGCUGGUAGAUCACCAUGAGCUCUUCUUUGCUCAUCGAACC